Messenger RNA from Panicum virgatum (switchgrass), 4655 nucleotides. RefSeq names its product ABC transporter B family member 1-like. The transcript has 4 exons. The record is from RefSeq and is a predicted model, not a curated record. Gene Ontology annotation, cellular component: membrane. Lineage: Eukaryota; Viridiplantae; Streptophyta; Magnoliopsida; Poales; Poaceae. The coding region runs from base 176 to 4276 and encodes 1366 amino acids. Gene Ontology annotation, biological process: transmembrane transport. Gene Ontology annotation, molecular function: ATP binding; ATP hydrolysis activity; ABC-type transporter activity.
GGCAGGGCGGCCAUUAUAAGAAGAGGACAAAGAGCAGAGAGGGAGAGGCAGGCAGUAUUAGGCCGCUUCCAAUCCCCCCCACCCAGCGCAAUCGGGAUUCCCUGACUUGCUGAAGCGGCCCUCUUCAGCUGCUCUGCUCUGCUCUGCCCCUGCUGCCGAGUGCCGAGGUGGAUUAAUGUCCAGCGCCGCUGCCGACCCGGAGGAGAUCAGGGCGCGCGUCGUCGUCCUCGGCGCGCACCAUGCCGCCGACGAGUGGGCGCGCCCGGAGCUCGAGGCCUUCCACCUGCCCUCCCCAUCCCAAUCUGGCUUGCUAGCACAGCAAGGAGAAGCAGCAGAGCAAUCCCAAUCCACACCCCCUGCUGCUGCUCCUCCUCCGCCUCCUCUGGAGAUCGAGCAGCCUUCCAAUGCCAGGCCAUCCAGUAACAUCGACGCCGCCAUGAUGAACAAGGAGAAGAAGAAGAAGCAACCCACCCCGCCGGCCGCCCUGCGCGACCUCUUCCGCUUCGCCGACGGCCUCGACUGCGUGCUCAUGCUCGUCGGCACCCUGGGCGCGCUCGUCCACGGCUGCUCGCUCCCCGUGUUCCUCCGCUUCUUCGCCGACCUCGUCGACUCGUUCGGCUCCCACGCCGACGACCCGGACACCAUGGUCCGCCUCGUCGUCAAGUACGCCUUCUACUUCCUCGUCGUCGGGGCAGCAAUCUGGGCAUCCUCAUGGGCAGAGAUCUCUUGCUGGAUGUGGACCGGCGAGCGCCAGUCCACCCAGAUGCGGAUCCGCUACCUCGACGCCGCCCUCCGCCAGGACGUCUCCUUCUUCGACACCGGCGUCCGCACCUCCGACGUCAUCUACGCCAUCAACGCCGACGCCGUCGUCGUGCAGGACGCCAUCAGCGAGAAGCUCGGCAACCUCAUCCACUACAUGGCCACCUUCGUCGCCGGCUUCGUCGUCGGCUUCACCGCCGCCUGGCAGCUCGCGCUCGUCACGCUCGCCGUCGUCCCGCUCAUCGCCGUCAUCGGGGGCCUCAGCGCCGCCGCGCUCGCCAAGCUCUCCUCCCGGAGCCAGGACGCGCUCUCCAACGCCAGCAGCAUCGCCGAGCAGGCGCUGGCGCAGGUACGGAUCGUGCAGGCCUUCGUCGGCGAGGACCGCGCCAUGCGGGCCUACUCAGCGGCGCUCGCCGUGGCGCAGCGGAUCGGCUACCGCAGCGGCUUCGCCAAGGGGAUCGGCCUGGGCGGCACCUACUUCACCGUCUUCUGCUGCUACGGGCUGCUGCUCUGGUACGGCGGCCACCUGGUGCGCGCCCGCCGCACCAACGGGGGCCUCGCCAUCGCCACCAUGUUCUCCGUCAUGAUCGGCGGCCUGGCCCUCGGGCAGUCGGCGCCGAGCAUGGCCGCCUUCGCCAAGGCGCGCGUGGCGGCCGCCAACAUCUUCCGCAUCAUCGACCACGAGCCGGGGAUCUCGCGGGACGGCGACGGCGGCGAGGGCGUGGAGCUGGAGGCGGUGACGGGGCGGGUGGAGAUGCGGGGCGUGGACUUCGCGUACCCGUCGCGGCCGGACGUGCCCAUCCUGCGCGGCUUCUCGCUGAGCGUGCCGGCCGGGAAGACCAUCGCGCUGGUGGGGAGCUCCGGCUCCGGGAAGAGCACGGUGGUGUCGCUCAUCGAGAGGUUCUACGACCCAACCGCAGGGCAGAUCUUGCUGGACGGGCAUGAUCUCAAGAGCCUCAAGCUCCGGUGGCUCCGGCAGCAGAUGGGCCUGGUGGCGCAGGAGCCGACGCUGUUCGCGACGAGCAUCAAGGAGAACCUGCUGCUGGGGCGGGAGAGCGAGAGCGCCACGCAGGCGGAGAUGGAGGAGGCGGCCAGGGUGGCCAACGCCCACUCAUUCAUCAUCAAGCUCCCCGACGGCUACGACACGCAGGUCGGCGAUCGCGGGCUGCAGCUCUCCGGCGGUCAGAAGCAGCGCAUCGCCAUCGCGCGCGCCAUGCUCAAGAACCCGGCCAUCCUGCUGCUGGACGAGGCGACCAGCGCGCUGGACUCGGAGUCGGAGAAGCUGGUGCAGGAGGCGCUGGACCGCUUCAUGAUCGGGCGCACCACCCUGGUGAUCGCCCACCGGCUGUCCACCAUCCGCAAGGCCGACCUGGUGGCCGUGCUGCAGGGCGGCGCCGUCUCCGAGAUGGGCACCCACGACGAGCUCAUGCAGGAACACACCACCUACGCCAAGCUCAUCCGCAUGCAGGAGCAGGCGCACGAGGCCGCCCUCGUCAACGCCCGCCGGAGCAGCGCCCGGCCCUCCAGCGCCCGCAACUCCGUCAGCUCCCCCAUCAUGACGCGCAACUCCUCCUACGGCCGCUCCCCCUACUCGCGCCGCCUCUCCGACUUCUCCACCGCCGACCUGUCCAUCCACGACCACCACCAGCAUCAUCAGCCGGCGAUGGCCUUCCGCGCCGGCGCCAGCUCCUUCCUCCGCCUCGCCAGGAUGAACUCGCCCGAGUGGGGCUAUGCGCUGCUCGGCUCCCUGGGCUCCAUGGUCUGCGGCUCCUUCAGCGCCAUCUUCGCCUACGUGCUCAGCGCCGUGCUCAGCGUCUACUACGCGCCGGACCCGCGCUACAUGGAGCGCCAGAUCGCCCGGUACUGCUACCUCCUCAUCGGCAUGUCGUCUGCGGCGCUGGUGUUCAACACAGCGCAGCACGUGUUCUGGGACGCUGUCGGCGAGAACCUCACCAAGCGCGUGCGCGAGAGGAUGUUCGCCGCCGUGCUCCGCAACGAGAUGGCCUGGUUCGACGCCGACGAGAACGCCAGCGCGCGCGUCGCCGCCCGCCUCGCGCUCGACGCCCAGAACGUGCGCUCCGCCAUCGGGGACCGCAUCUCCAUCAUCGUCCAGAACUCGGCGCUGCUGCUCGUCGCCUGCACCGCCGGCUUCGUCCUCCAGUGGCGCCUCGCGCUGGUGCUCCUGGCCGUCUUCCCGCUCGUCGUCGCUGCCACAGUACUGCAGAAGAUGUUCCUCCAGGGCUUCUCGGGGGACCUCGAGGCCGCGCACUCCAGGGCCACGCAGAUCGCCGGCGAGGCCGUUGCCAACCUGCGCACCGUGGCGGCCUUCAACGCGGAGCGCAAGAUCACGGCGCUGUUCGCGGCCAACCUGCGCGGCCCGCUGCGGCGGUGCGUGUGGAAGGGGCAGAUCGCCGGCAGCGGCUACGGCGUCGCGCAGUUCCUGCUCUACGCGUCCUAUGCGCUGGGGCUCUGGUACGCGGCGUGGCUGGUGAAGCACGGCGCCGCUGACUUCUCGCGCGCCAUCCGCGUCUUCAUGGUGCUCAUGGUGUCCGCCAACGGCGCCGCCGAGACGCUCACGCUGGCCCCGGACUUCGUCAAGGGCGGCCGCGCCAUGCGCUCCGUGUUCGAGACCAUCGACCGGCGCACGGAGGUGGAGCCCGACGACGCGGACGCGGCGCCCGUGCCGGAGCGGCCGCGCGGCGAGGUGGAGCUCCGGCACGUGGACUUCGCCUACCCGUUGCGGCCGGAGGUGCCGGUGCUCCGGGACCUGAGCCUCCGGGCGCGCGCCGGCAGGACGCUGGCGCUGGUGGGGCCGAGCGGGUGCGGCAAGAGCUCCGUGCUGGCGCUGGUGCAGCGCUUCUACGAGCCCACCUCCGGGCGCGUGCUCCUGGACGGCAGGGACGUGCGCAAGUACAACCUGCGGGCGCUGCGGCGCGCCAUGGCGGUGGUGCCGCAGGAGCCCUGCCUGUUCGCGGCGAGCAUCCACGACAACAUCGCCUACGGGCGUGAGGGCGCGACGGAGGCGGAGGUGCUGGAGGCGGCGGCGCAGGCCAACGCCCACAGUUUCAUCUCGGCGCUGCCGGAGGGGUACCGGACGCAGGUCGGGGAGCGCGGGGUGCAGCUGUCGGGCGGCCAGCGGCAGCGGAUCGCCCUCGCGCGCGCGCUGGUGAGGCAGGCGCCCAUCCUGCUGCUGGACGAGGCCACCAGCGCGCUGGACGCAGAGUCGGAGCGCUGCGUGCAGGAGGCGCUGGAGCGCGCGGGGGCCGGGGCCGGGGCCGGCGGCCGCGGCACCACCACCAUCGUCGUCGCGCACCGCCUCACGACCGUGCGCAACGCCCACACCAUCGCCGUCAUCGACGACGGCAAGGUGAUGGAGCAGGGCUCGCACGCGCACCUGCUCAAGCACCACCCGGACGGCUGCUACGCGCGGAUGCUGCAGCUGCAGCGGCUCACCACCGGUGCUGGUGGACCCUCGUCCUCGUCGUUGGCAUCGUCCAACGGGACAGGAGACUGCUAGGAGGCUGCCUGCCUGCCUGCUAGCUUGAUUCAUUGAGGCCUUCCUGCCUAGGAGACACUUCAACUGUACAAUUUCAUGAUUCUCUUGAGGUUUUAUUUAGGAUAUCAGUUUUCUUUCUUUCUUUUUUUUUAAAAAUUUAUGAUAUGAUGAUCGGCACUGCUUGCUGGGACUGAGAUAUGCAACGGAAGCAGCAGGACCCUACUAUAUAUACACAGUACUUACGAAGUAGUAUAUACCAUGCCAGAGAUGGGAAAUUCAGAGAUAAGUAGUAGAUAGACAAGCUAGGUAAUGUAGUAGCUUCCAAAUUACUACUACUAUAUAGUAGUAUGUACUUAUAGCUUCAUGCUCAAAAGAAAAGAAAAAAAAUCAGAAUUUGCGU